Loa loa (African eye worm) is the source of this 810-nucleotide messenger RNA. RefSeq lists its product as hypothetical. Lineage: Eukaryota; Metazoa; Nematoda; Chromadorea; Rhabditida; Onchocercidae. The record is from RefSeq and is a predicted model, not a curated record. Gene Ontology annotation, molecular function: RNA polymerase II transcription regulatory region sequence-specific DNA binding; DNA-binding transcription activator activity, RNA polymerase II-specific. Bases 1 to 810 code for a protein of 269 amino acids. Gene Ontology annotation, biological process: positive regulation of transcription by RNA polymerase II. Gene Ontology annotation, cellular component: nucleus; cytoplasm. The transcript is spliced from 4 exons.
AUGUUCACACCUUGUCUUGGAGUCAUCUUUCAAAGAGUUACCGAUAAGAAAAUUACCGGGCACAAACUGUUUCAGAGCUUCAUUCAGGAAAACAAAGCAUGCUUCUGGAAUACGAAUUUAGUGGAAGCAAUAAAUUCUACGAAAUAUGUUGGUUAUAUCAAGCCAUCGACACUAUUUAUAACUUCAAUGAACGAGAGAUAUAUGCAAACAUUGCGCGAUGCUUGGGUUCUACGGAUUUUGAAACCAGCGAAAGGAUACCGAAUCGAAACUCUUGGUGAUGUGGAAAAUAUCGGAAUGCAUAAGAUUGAUCAGAUGCAUUUGGUACCAUUGAUGGAUAUUAUUUGUAAUGUGGUAUUCAAAAUGAAUCAAAGUGGUCGUCCAGCAGUUUUUGAAGCUUUGCUGGAUGAGAUUCGUGAAGGAUAUCCAAAAAUAGAACCUCCAUCAACGAGGACACUUCGGCAAGCUAUUCAGACCCUCUUGAAACAAGAAAUCUUGGAAUAUCACCUGGAACAACUGUAUAUCUGUUUUCCUCAUACAGCUCCUUAUCACUCCACCAAAAUUCGUCCCAAAUGUACCGUAGAAUGCCAAACUGGACAAAGUGUCAUGAACGGCUACGCUCCGACAAAUUCAUUGAAAAUCAAAAAAGGUAUUCUGGCCAGGCUCUUCAUGAAAAAAGACACUCUCCCAAAAACAAUGCAACUUGGCCGAAACCACACAAGCCCUACAAGCCAAUCGAAGCAUUUCGAACUGCCAAAUGCCAGUGCCCAACCAAACAGAAGCGGCGAAAAAUCUUCCGCAGCACAAAAGUAA